AUGCCGGGCAUGGAAAUCAGGCCGUCUACUUCACCGGUCACGGUAGCUGUCAUGGGCUGCGGUCAGCGCGGACGGGCGUAUGCGGUGUACGCUGAGCGCCACCCCGAUGCGUGCAAGAUCGUGGCCGUGGCCGAGCCUCGCCCGAAGACGCGCGCGAUGAUGGCCAAAGAGCAUUCUGUCGACGGCAGCCUCAUCUUCGGAAGCUGGAAGGACUUCCACGCCGCAUCCGCAGAGACGAUUGCGACGAUCGGUAAACGCCUUGCAGACGCCGUCCUUAUCGCGGUCCAGGACCACAUGCACGCCGAACUCGUAGAGGCGUUUGCCGCGCAGGGAUACCAUAUCCUGUGUGAGAAACCUAUGGCUACCUCCGUCGAGCACUGUCUGCGCAUCGAGGACUCGAUCAAAAAGGCGGGCGUGAUCUUUGGCAUGGGACAUGUGCUGCGAUACUCUCCUUAUAACCAAGCGCUGUCCGAGGUCCUGCGCUCCGGACGGCUCGGAGAUCUUGUCAACGUCGUGCACAUUGAGCCCAUUGGCCACACGCACUUCACCCACUCAUAUGUGCGCGGUAAUUGGGCAAAGGAGAAGGAAUCCUCUUUUUCGCUCAUGACCAAGAGUUGCCACGAUAUUGACAUUAUGUGCCAUUGGCUAUCACCCGACAAACCGGCUCGUAUAUCGUCCUUUGGGGGUUUGCGACACUUCCGCAAGGAGGCCAAGCCUGAACCGGCCGGUCAAGCGACUCGGUGCCUCGACUGCCCCAUGGAGCGUUCUUGCGCAUACAGCGCUAAGAAGAUCUAUCUUGAGCCUGUGGCUGCAGGGAAUACUGGCUGGCCUGCGGCAGUCAUCGUUGAUGGCCUAGCAGACAUAGAGAACAUCGGGGACGCACUGCGUAACGGCCCCUAUGGCCAGUGCGUGUACGAGAGCGAGAACGACGUCUGUGACAAUCAGGUCGUGAAUAUCCAAUUCGUGUCCGGUGCCACGGCGUCGUUCACUAUGAUCGCAUACACCCUCCUGCAGUGCGAACGCCAGUCGCGCUUGCACUUCACGCACGGAGAGAUCAUCGGGGACAUGACUGACUUUACUGUCAACGACUUCCGCGCAAACACGUCCAAGCGGUACUCGCCUCUUCGCGAAGGCGGCGGCCACGGUGGCGGCGACCUCGGCCUCAUCCGUACCUUCAUCGAGGCUGUGCGAACGGGAAGGCAGGAUAUUCUCGGCACCGACGUCUCCGACGUGUUGAAUAGCCAUCUGACGGUGUUCGCAGCGGAGGAGAGCAGACGGAAGGGCGUGACGGUGGACUGCGCACAAUUCGAGAAGGAUGCUCGCGCCGCUUGGGAACAGAAUAAACUGUAG
This is a messenger RNA of Peniophora sp. CBMAI 1063, 1350 nucleotides long. Lineage: Eukaryota; Fungi; Basidiomycota; Agaricomycetes; Russulales; Peniophoraceae. The record is from the annotation of a GenBank genome assembly.